Messenger RNA from Ochlerotatus camptorhynchus, 2588 nucleotides. Its product is annotated as L-asparaginase. The transcript is spliced from 5 exons. Gene Ontology annotation, biological process: amino acid metabolic process. NCBI's taxonomy places the organism in Eukaryota, Metazoa, Arthropoda, Insecta, Diptera, Culicidae. The record is from RefSeq and is a predicted model, not a curated record. Bases 456 to 2546 code for a protein of 696 amino acids. Gene Ontology annotation, molecular function: protein binding; asparaginase activity.
CGAAGUGCUAAGCAGCUAGUUGCGAAUAAAUCAAUUUAAAUGGAUACACGCUACAGAACAAACAGCUUUCACUUUUGAACGGAGUGGUUAACAAUCAGUGGUUUACUUUACUAGUGGUGCUACUUUACCAUCAGCAGCUGUGUGUUUACAAACCUUGAAAUUAAGCCAACCACCAAGCAGGCUGUGUGUUGUUCUUUCUUGGAACAAAUCGAAGAAACCGUGUGACGGAAUUUUGUUACAUUGAUAUUUUCUUCCACGACCAGACAGUGAUUGGGCGACCUUGACCCGUUUACGUGCGGAAGGAGCGAUGUGCGAUUUUCCACCAUCACGCAAUUGACAUUGAUGAAAAGAAAAUACGCAUAAAUCGUUAUGCAUAAAAAGGUCCUGUUGCGUUGAAUAAGUUCAAUAAUGCUGGAAAUUACACGUCGAUUAAUAGGUUUCACUAAUUCACCAAAAUGUCCAGUCCGGUUCGAGUGGAUAGCACGACAACGAACCCGUCGGACACCGACGACGAUGGAGGGCUAGUGAUGCGUAUCCCCACGGUAACGUCCAGUAACGGUUCGGUCUCGAAAGCCAGUGCAAUCAACGGAAACGGCAUCCCGCACGUUAGAUCACCGUGGCAACGGAAGCCACUGAUCGACACCACUCCUACCGGAAGUCUUGAUCUUAGCAAGCUUUCAAUGCGGCGAAACUCCAGCUAUGGGAAGCUGCCGUCGGAGAGUCCGGAAGCAAAAGUGCUGGUCAUCUAUACCGGUGGUACGAUCGGUAUGAUGCGAAACGAGAAGCAUGCUUUGGAACCCAGACCUAACGAGUUUGUUCGCAAAAUUCGCCAUUAUCCUAACAUGCACGAUGAUGCCUACGCUUCCAAACGAUACGGUCCAGCGAAGAAUAUGGCUCCCUUGGUGCUUCCCUACGUAGAAGGCCAACAUCGACGAAUUUUGUACCAAAUCUGCGAGUAUGAACCCCUUCUCGAUUCUGCCAACAUGGGCGUGACCGAUUGGGUCCGAAUCGCCACCGAUAUCCAGCAUUCGUACGAGUUCUUCGACGGCUUUGUAGUUCUGCACGGAACGGAUACUCUGUCCUACACUGCUUCGGCACUUUCCUUCAUGUUUGAGAAUCUCGGCAAGACGGUGAUCAUAACUGGAUCGCAAAUACCCAUCUUUGAAACACGAACCGACGGGAAGGAUAACUUCACCUCUGCCUUGAUCCUAGCGGGAAACUACGUCAUUCCGGAAGUGUGCGUUUUCUUCAACAGUCGGCUGUUCCGAGGUAAUCGAACAAUCAAGGUGAGCAGCGGCUCGCUGGAUGCGUUUAACUCGCCGAACGCAGCGCCGCUGGCAAAAAUAGGAAUCAACAUGGAGAUCGACUACCGGUUGAUCUUCCGUCCUUGCACCGUAGAGAAGUUCAAUGUACACGUGCAGAUGGACGAGAAUGUAGGCCUGCUGCGGCUGUUCCCCAGCAUUUCAAUGGCUACGGUAAAGGCAUUCCUACAACCCCCGAUGCGAGGGGUGGUACUACAGACCUAUGGAGCCGGAAAUAUUCCCUCGAAUAGGGCUGAUCUGGUGGGAGCAUUCCGAGACGCAUCCGAGCGCGGUGUGCUGAUCGUGAACUGUACCCAGUGCAAUGAAGGAUCAGUUUGCGAUCUCUACGAAACCGGACGGCAGCUGCACGACAUCGGCGUCGUUCCCGGGUUCGACAUGACACCGGAAGCGGCGCUGGCCAAGUUGGCGUACGUCCUCAGUAAGGACAAUUGGAACCUCGAAACGAAGAAGUUGAUGCUUAAGAGCAAUCUUCGCGGGGAAUUAACUCACGAGAAGACACCAGACAUGCAAGAAUUCGAUCUUAUAGAUGCAGUUGCCCGAACUCUACAGCUGAAUUCAGCCAAAGAGUUGAUCCAGUUGAAAUCGUCACUGUUUCCAGCAAUGGUGAAUAGCGCAGUUCUUGCAGGAGACAUUUCAAAGAUCAACAACCUCAAAGGCUACGGAGCGAAUCUAUCGGCUGAGAACUAUGAUCGGAGAACAGCUCUGCACGUAGCAUGCUGCGAAGGUAACUUGGAAGUCGUCCAAUAUCUACUACAGAACGGAGCUGCCGUCCACAUCCGGGAUCGCUACGACCGGACGCCACUGAUGGAUGCCAUCGUGAACGAUAAUUACCAAGUCAUCCGAUUGCUGCUCAAAUGCGGAGCUCACUUGACUGGAUCGAUUCGAGCGAUAGGCGAGAGUUUGUGCAGUGCUGCUGCCCGGAAUCUGCUGAAUCGGCUGGAAUCGUACCGUAUCGCUGGGGCGGACCUCUCCCAGAGUGAUCCUAGCGGGCGAACGGCACUACACGUCGCUGCUAUGUACGGAAACCUGGAUGUCACUCAGUAUUUGGUUAAAAACUAUGCAGAAGUCAACGCUGUAGAUUACCUCGGACUAACACCCCUAGAUUAUGCUGUCAAAGUCAACGCAAAAGCUGUGAUCGAUUUCCUGCUGGAGAAGGACGCCAAGCGCGGCGACGAUAUGGAAGUGAUGCCACUACCCGAUUUCCAUGAAUCAUUUGAUUACUAGACCUGUUACUGACCUUUAUUAAGUUUUAAAAAUACAUUUAGG